UUCAUCCCUUGGCUGGCCGCUCUCUGCCAGGCUGCGUGUGGGACAGCAGAGGUGAUAAUCAGCAGUGGCUGCAGGGACUUUCUUGUCCCUGUUGUUGUGCCUCGUGGAGCAGGGACUCCCAUUUGGUCUCUGAUAACUCAGCCCCCCUCUGCCAUUGCUUGAGCCCACCUCCCUGUAAUCCCCUUUUCUCUCAGUCAACCAUUAGUUUCCUCCUGAACAGGAACUGCUCUCAAUCCCCCGGCUUCUUGAGAACACAUUGAGUGAAGAAAGUCUGGAGCAUUCCCUGCAGGGACAGUAGGUCAAAGAGGCAAAUCUGAAGGUGACUCUGCAGCUUUUGCAGCUGUCGAUCAGGAGUUACUGAGGUCUCUGUGUCCGUCUCUUGCUGGCUACUGGUGUUGUUACUGUCUGUCCGUCCAGAGCGGAGAAAGCUGAACACAGAGGGCCAGAAAAAGUGGCCUUAACAGAGUUUGUUGUGUUUGGGUCACAGCUGGUUUUCUGCAGCCGGUUAUAGGUGUAAAGGCUUCUGGUGGUGAUUCCAAGUCCACCGUGUCAUGCAAGCUUGGGAUUGGACAAGAGCUACUGAGAGUGUAAAAACAAGCCAAACAAAAAUGCUGGGAAAAGGACAGUGUAGCGGAUACGUCCCUGAGAUGAACGAAGCACUGCAGAGCAUAAGAGCACCAUCACUGGACAGCACAGAGAAAAAGGGCCAUCAGGCAGGUGUUCAGCUACCAGGCAAUGUGCAGACUGGACCUCAGCAGCAGAACCAGCUCCUCCUGACGCCAGCAAGCCUCCAGCUCGCUCAGCUCCAGGCCCAGCUCACCCUCCAUCGACUCAAACUGGCUCAGGAGGGAAACACGGCCAACGCUGCGAGCAUCCUCAAUCAGUUAAUCUCCAAUGUCAACAUGUCACAGCCUAUGUUAAAUCAAUUAAGGAAUUCAUCUCUGGUCGGUAUUCCACAGGGGGCUUUCCCCACUAGGAUGAUUGGUUUCCCUUCUUCAAACUCAGUUGUUGGGACCUUGGUGGGUGGGGGAUUCAACCAAAACUCAGGGAAUGUGAGACUGGAUCAUCCUGGUGGAGGGGGGGGUAAAGGUCAACACGGUGGGGAGUAUGGAAAAAAGCCUGGAUCAGCUUACUCCUCUGGCACGGACAGAUGUGUUCAGUACAGCUUACCUGGAGGAACGUCUGCUGAAGAACAGUACACAGGGAUUCAAUCUCAGGCCAAAAACAUGAACAACGUUGGCUUUCACAGAGACUUUUAUGGGCAGGACAUGCAGGCAGAGCAUGGGUUUAUCUCCAACGAGCAAAUGAACUCCACUGCACACAAGGAGCAAUGGAAAGGCCAUAACAACUUAAACCAGACUGGGACGGUGAACAUGCCUUCAAGCAAUGCGACAGCACGGCCUUCAGCUGGGCAGCCGAUUUGGCUCAGGACAGAACUAUACAACCCAGAAGAGCCGACCCCUGAACCCAAGCUAAACUGCUACGGCGGGGUUUCCUCUUUUGGCUCCAGCAGCACUCAGGGCUUCGGAAUCUACCAGGCUCUGCACGGAGCUCAGGAAUCCUUACCGUCAGCUACUAGGACCCUACAGCCCCAUCAAGUCAGCGAUUAUUGCGGCGUCACACCCUCUCAGCUGCCACAUCAGUGCAGCAUCUGCGACAAAAAGGUCUAUAACCUCAAGGACUGGGACCAGCAUGUGAAGGGAAAACUGCACCUGCAGAAUCGAACUUUGUAUGCUGCUGACAGCUCAACAGCAGCAUCGGCCGGAGCCCCUCAGUAUGCCGUCGGCAGGUCAUCUGAGGGAAGUCUGAACACUGGAGGGACGAAUGCCACAACCUGCCCCAAAGCAGGCCAAGAUGUUUGCUCAGAAACCAACGUGCAAUACUUGCCAGCUGGAGCAAUGAAAACUUAUCCUUCAUCAGACGGAGUAUUUGCCUCCCACCAGCCCGACUCAACGCCCUUUCCACCAAGAAAAGCCUCUGCAGGCCGAGUCGUUCACAUCUGCAACCUGCCUGAGGGCAGCUGUACAGAGAAUGAUGUCAUCAACCUGGGAAUACCGUUUGGAAAAGUCACCAACUACAUUCUAAUGCGCUCCACCCAUCAGGCCUUUCUGGAGAUGGCCUAUGUUGAGGCAGCUAAGGCCAUGGUUCAGUACUAUCAGCUAAAUCCUGCCACCAUUAACAAUCAGAAACUCCUCAUACGAAUGUCUAAGAGAUACAAGGAGCUGCAGCUUAAGAAGCCAGGUAAAGAUGUUCAAUCAAUCAUCCAGGAUAUUACCUCACAGCAGGAAAGGGAUAAGAUGCAAGAGUUUGAACACUAUCUUCCAGACAGAGCACGCUCUCGCAGCCCCAUCAGCCGCUCUCUGAGUCCUCAUUCCCACAGUCCCAGUUUUACAUCAUGCAGCUCUGCCCACAGUCCCCCAGUGGCACCAUGCAGGGGUCCGGACAGGGGCAGUAACGGCCUAAGCCCUCACCGGGGUUCAAGAGACUGGCCAUCCCAUAUGAGAAGGGGAGAGGAAGAAAGGGAGCGUGACGAUCCAUGGAGGAAUGGUGGCAAUAUGGGUGACAAUCAACCUAAUGGGAGGACAGCAGACCGUCGGAGGAACUACCACAAACACCUGGGUCAUCCCGGCUUCAGAUCUGCAGAUGGACAUGGAAGUGGUGAAGCACCAAGGAGCAGCAGAGAGUGGCACCAACGGGACAGUCCUCUGGGAUCAUCCUUCAGCUCUUACAGGAACAUGGAGGAUGAUUUAUUCAUGGAGUCAUCAUACAAGUCAGGUAAACCACCGAGGACGUCUCAUCAUAGACAUGACACAAAGUCCAGGCGAAGGGAUGGGGACCACUCUGGUCGGUCAAGGCAUUCUGAGUUUGAGACAACGGAUGGGCCUCGGUGUCGAACACCAGAGGACAAGAGGCAGAGUUCAUCUGGAAGAGACAGGAGCAAAAACCCAAGCAAGAGACACACUGAGAAACAGGGGAAAGAAAAUGGUGACGACAAGUUCAAAGAAAACUCUGUUUUGCCUCAACAAGGCAGCAAGUCAAAAGAGGCUACUGAAAGUGACAAAAACACAGAGACUCAGAAUGUUGUGGAAAGUGUUGAAGAUACAGAUGAAGAAUGCUGGUACCCGAAAAACAUGGAGGAGCUAGUCACUGUCGAUGAAGUGGGAGGAGAAGAUGAUAACAUCGUUGAGCCAGAUAUCUCUGAGCUUGAAGAGUUUACUUCAUGCCAUAAAAAGCCUACAGUUGAAGAACUAGAAGAGAAGCAUGUUUCACCAUCAACGCCCCCAGCAGAGUUACAGGAGCCAGUUGACCAUGCACCUAAACUGGAGGAGUCUUCAGAGGAUAAAGGAGUGGAAGCAUCGAAAGCUGAAGCUGACAAAGCAGCAGAUAUAACCGCUUUAACCAGUCUUGACAGCAAGAAAGCAAAUUCAGAAACAACCGAUCAUAAAGUUGCUGAGCUCAGCAGCUUCCCCAAUGAAGAGUUUAAAGCAGCACUCGAGGAAACUUGCUCAGAGGACACCAAAUUCCCCAACAACGAGGCACCAGAUGAACCAAUGGAAAAUCAUGUAUGUUUAGCAAAGGACAAUGAAUGCCAGGAUGAAAGAGACACCUCAGAAAAAAUACCAUUGGAAGUUCAACUGCAAGAUGCCAAUCUAAAAAGAGAAAUAGAAGCUCCCUCACCGUCUCUGCAUCAAGACAAAGCUGUCAGUGAACUCAGUAUACCUUUGGGGGUGGAGUUCAUUGAGCCAAGGACAGGCUUUUACUGUAAACUCUGUGGGCUGUUUUACACAAGCGAGGAUGCAGCAAAAACGACUCACUGCCGCAGCACCGUACACUACAGGAACCUGCAGAAAUAUCUGUCCCAGCUGGCGGAGACGUGCCUAUCGAGUGCUCUGACUGAAGCCCCUGCAGCUCACUAACACCAGCUGAACUCUUCACCUCUGGAACAGCACACAGCAUGUGUGAAGCUACACAGAGAGAAAAAACAAAACAAAAGCAACGUGAAAAAAGAAAAGCUUGAAUUUAUUUCUGGACUGUUGUGGUAGUUUUUAAUUAUGUUUUAAAUUAUACUAAAAUGUCUUGAAUUGUUCUGUUUGUACAUACUUAAACUGAAAUGUAAAGGAGGUUUACACUAUGCACUGCUCUUUAAUAACUACUGCCUUCCAUACAGAUUUAUUAUAGAGUUUUAUGAGAAAAAAAAUUUUUUUAAACUAUUUAUAUGACAAAAGCAAAUUAUUUUAAGUACAUCUGAAAUUAUGUCAAUUUAUCUUAAAUAAAAUAACAGAAUUAAGAUUGAGAAAAAAAUGAUCUACACAUGAAAUAAAAGUUAUUUGACUAAAACCUUUAUAUUUUUAGCUUGCUUAAAGUGGCUUUAAAGAAAUCUGACUGAAAAGACUACUGUCUAAACAUUCUCUGUAGAGAGAGCGAGACUUAUGAUGGAUAGAGAAACAUCCUCUACUAAAGGAAUUAAAGUACUUUUUUUUAUUCUCUUUUUUUUUUUUUUUUUUUUUUUUACUUUAUGGGAUUUCAGUGCACUAUUCAACCUCCAGAGGGUGCUCCAAUGUAAAUCCAGGUCUCUUUAUUGGUUUAUUAUCUGUCUAAAACUGUAAUACUGAGGUUUUUUUUUAUUUUAUUUUUGUCAACAAAUGGCUGUGGAAUGGGAUUCCCUGAAACACAGGAUGCCUCUAAACUUUAAAAGAUAUCCAAAGCUUCGUAAACAAAUAGGGGAAGUUCUUGUUUUCAUUCUAACAUCAUAGUCUGUUGUUUGGGGAAGGCUGUCAUAAUUCUCACCUCCAGCUUUUCUCCUGCAAUGGGAAAAAAUGUCUUUUCAUUUAUGACACGAUAAUUGUUGAGCCCCAGAAAAAUACUGUGUAUAACGAAUCGUGUAUAUUAAGUAAAUACACUGAGUUUAAUCAGAAAUUGUGUGACAUUAAAGGCAACGCUAAUCUAAUUAAAUGUAAAAAAAAAAAAAAAAAAAAAAGCUACUAUAAUGUUCUGCCUGUCAACACAAUACCUAAAAUAAACAUGUUUUUUAUUUUAUGCCUCAGAUGGUCCAACUUUCUCAACCGCUUUCUAGAGUACAAUGUACUAAAUUAAAGACCGUUCAUUACAGAAUUAAAGAAGAAACGUAGUUUACAGUAGAAAAAAAAACCAUUUGGCAGAGGUGCAUCCUAAAGAAACAAAGAAAAUCUACAUGAAAUGAACUA
Molecule: messenger RNA, 5204 nt
Organism: Cyprinodon tularosa
Lineage: Eukaryota; Metazoa; Chordata; Actinopteri; Cyprinodontiformes; Cyprinodontidae
Gene: rbm20
Product: RNA binding motif protein 20
Exons: 15
Coding region: 552-3917 (1121 amino acids)
Biological process (GO): regulation of RNA splicing
Cellular component (GO): nucleus
Molecular function (GO): mRNA binding; zinc ion binding
Source: RefSeq, a predicted model, not a curated record